CAUGUCGUGUCCGCGCCGAGCGACCAGCACGCGCGCUCGUCAAUGCAUGCACAGGGACAGGGACAGGGACAGGGACAGAGACAGGCACCGAGGGAACAAGGGAGUAGCGUGGGUGCAUCGGCGAUGGGCCGGGGCAGAGGAGGAGGAGUAGCGCUUGGCGGGCCUUUGUUGAGAGGACAAGACAGAGAAGGGGGUAUUCGAGCUAGAGGCGCAGCAGCAGGAGGCGUCAGAUCAGCCAAUGGACGGCUGCCUCAGGCGCCCGCCUCGCUGCUGGUCCAGCUGCCACCAGACGAGCUGCGAAGGAUGGCCGAAAGCCGGGGCAUGCUGCCGCCCGCUGCUUCGAACAACAAUAUCGAGGACCUGGCGCAGAUGACGCCCUCCGACAUCGACGUCCUCGCUCGAAGCGUCGUAGCGCGCCGGCGGCGGGACCAGGAAGUGUUUGCGUGGCAAAAGCGCCUCAUUGAUGGAGAUGAUGGGAGGGAGGGCACCGUCGAUCGUUCGACGCUCAAGAGAGCACUAUGCCACUUGUCUUGCACCUCGUGGCUGCAGGUCCUCCAGGAGCGCCACCUCGCGCACCGAUGCGCCUACCCGACAUGCCCAAAUGCUUCCAAGCGGCCGCCGCUCUCGGCUGCAUCGACGAGCCUCCUACCGAUGGAUGCGCCUCGCUACCGAAUCUCGCUGGCCAAGCGCACGAUCUCGAGGGAUGACCGCGACGAUGCCGGGGGUGAAAACGGCUAUUGCGGGAAAAGUUGCUGGCGGAGGGGAGAGUGGGUCACCCGAUGGGUCCUGACGGACGCGGGCGGCGAGGCGAGGGGCCAAGAGGCAGCAGCUCCCUUGUCGUUCUCCUCCUCCUCCUCGUCGUCGUCAUCAAAGAGCGGCGUCCAGAGCUUGAAUCCAAAGAUGGGUCAGUGGACUUCUUCGACGGCGGACGCGGCUCCCAUCCUCGACGGCGCAGCGGGUGGAGGUGGUCGGUGGGAGGAGAUGAUCAGACAGUCAAAUGGCGCUGGGAGAGAGCCGGAGCCAGAUGAGGAGGCGGCGUGGAGGAGCAUCGAUCUGAUGGAAGACAUGGAGGAUCGAGGUGAGGUGGAUCGACUGCCAGACGACAAGGUGCAGGAUCGUCAGCCAGCAAGAGCAUUAGACGCCGUAUCACCUCCUUCGAAGACAACUUCUUCACCAACAACUUUGGCGGCGACCAAGCCAAAGGCUCAAGAAAAGGGAGUUGAUCGGUCAAAAGUCAUGGCCAAGUCACCAACGGGUCAGCCUGUCGCUGCUGCCAAGAGGGGCAGUCCAGCGGGCCCAACGCAGAACCAACUGGCGGCCUUGCUCGAUUCCCUGACCAUCUAUGAGCGUCCACCAGGCGGGCUAGCUACCGUGCCUGCCUCGACAGCUGAGACAGGAGGAGAGGAGGGCGGUGGGAAAGACGAGAAGCAAAAGCAGCUGGCUCCGGUGGCCCCACACGGCAACGUCGAGGACGACGAGGACGACCAUGAGGAAGCAGAAGAGGAACCGCUCAGCGAAGAGGAGCUCGCACGGCGAGCAGAGAUUGACAUGAUGUUUGAGCUCGGCCUGCAGGCGAUGGAGCAGGAGAAGCAAAGGGGCACCUGGCAAGACUGACGGACAGGCCAAGCAAGUCGGUGUGAAUAAAACGUUAGCAACGGUGCAUCUUCUAUCGUCGACGCUUCACGGUGCCUCUUCUCCCGUCCUUCGAGGCGUCUUUUCGUGGCCCAAGCGCGCACGCGCUCUCUUUCAUUCUCUUGCUUUCCAGUGUUUCUCGUCUGCAAUUUUAUUCUCCACUUCUUCC
Acaromyces ingoldii is the source of this 1801-nucleotide messenger RNA. RefSeq lists its product as hypothetical. Gene Ontology annotation, cellular component: nucleus; cytoplasm. The record is from RefSeq and is a predicted model, not a curated record. NCBI's taxonomy places the organism in Eukaryota, Fungi, Basidiomycota, Exobasidiomycetes, Exobasidiales, Cryptobasidiaceae. The transcript has a single exon. Gene Ontology annotation, molecular function: RNA polymerase core enzyme binding; RNA polymerase II CTD heptapeptide repeat phosphatase activity. The coding region runs from base 304 to 1614 and encodes 436 amino acids.